Molecule: messenger RNA, 450 nt
Organism: Marasmius oreades (fairy-ring Marasmius)
Lineage: Eukaryota; Fungi; Basidiomycota; Agaricomycetes; Agaricales; Marasmiaceae
Exons: 4
Coding region: 1-450 (149 amino acids)
Biological process (GO): protein phosphorylation; signal transduction
Cellular component (GO): cytoplasm
Molecular function (GO): ATP binding; protein kinase activity
Source: RefSeq, a predicted model, not a curated record
AUGGAUGGAACGAGGCAAUCUCGUAGACUUCUUGAAGAAAUCCUCCACAGAACAAGUGGAUCAUUAUUCAUUACUUACGACAUUGCUUCCGGUCUAUCGCAUCUCCAUAGCAAUAAAAUCGUUCAUGGUGAUCUGAAGGGCGUCAAUAUUCUGAUCACCCCGGACAAGAGAGCUUGUAUCGGCGAUUUCGGUUUGUCGCGAGUGGAUGAGACCUUAACUAGCGUCGGUUCAGUGGGCACAGUGAGGUGGAUUUCGCCAGAGCUGUUGUUGUCAAGUUCACAUUCUGCUUCAACUGCGAGUAGUGACGUUUAUGCUUAUGCCUGUGUGUGUUACGAGAUCUUUACUGGCAAGAUUCCGUUCCACGAACUUCCUCAACCUGCAGCCAUUUUCGCCAUUCUCGAAAAGAAACAUCCAUCAUGUCCUGACCAGUCCCCGACCAACUGCAUCUGA